Molecule: messenger RNA, 8566 nt
Organism: Anguilla rostrata (American eel)
Lineage: Eukaryota; Metazoa; Chordata; Actinopteri; Anguilliformes; Anguillidae
Gene: sgsm1a
Product: small G protein signaling modulator 1a
Exons: 27
Coding region: 109-5157 (1682 amino acids)
Biological process (GO): activation of GTPase activity
Molecular function (GO): GTPase activator activity
Source: RefSeq, a predicted model, not a curated record
GGGAAUGAGCGCCGAGCGCCGCGCGCCACGGUAUCAGUAGAACAGUAGCUAGCUACAGUAUCUUCAGUCCGUGGUAGCCGCGAGGAGCUGUACUCGGAUCCUGACUCCAUGGCAACCGCAAUGGCAGAAACAGAGAUACGUCAGAAACUGCUGCGCACCGUCAAGAAGGAGGUGAAGCAGAUCAUGGAGGAGGCGGUGACCAGGAAGUUUGUGCAUGAAGACAGCAGCCAUAUUGUUUCUUUCUGCGCCGCUGUGGAGGCGUGCGUGCUGCACGGGCUGAGGCGGCGGGCGGCAGGGUUCCUGCGCAGUAAUAAGAUCGCCGCGCUCUUCACCAAGGUGGGCAAGGGCUUCCCCCCGGCCGAGGAGCUGUGCCGCAAGGCCCAGGCCCUGGAGCAGAUCAUCGAGAACAAACGGAACCAGGUGCCCCUGAACCCCGAAAGCACCCGCAAGCUCCCCAAGCUGCCCAACAUGUCCCCCCAGGCCAUCAAGCACCUGUGGAUCCGCACGGCCCUCAUCGAGAAGGUCCUGGACAAAAUCGUGCUCUACCUGGUGGAGAACAGCAGCAAGUUCUACGAGAAAGAGGCUGUGCUAAUGGAUCCUGUGGAUGGACCAAUCCUUGCCUCUCUGUUAGUCGGGCCCUGCGCGCUGGAGUACACCAAGAUGAAGACCGCCGACCACUUCUGGACGGACCCCUCGGCCGACGAGCUGGUCCAGAGGCACAGGAUCCACAGCGCCUACUGCCGGCAGGACUCGCCCACCAAGCGGCCCGCCCUCUGCAUCCAGAAGAGACACUCCAGCAGCAGCAUGGACGAGCGGGCCUCCCCCUCCCCGUCCGCCCGGGACUACGUGGAGUCGCUGCACCAGAACUCCAGGGCCACGCUGCUUUUCGGCAAGAACAACGUCCUGGUGCAGCCGAGGGACGACAUGGAGGCUAUCCCAGGGUACCUCAGUCUCCACCAGACCGCUGACAUCAUGACCCUGAAGUGGACGCCCAACCAGCUGAUGAACGGCUCCGUGGGGGACCUGGAUUACGAGAGGAGCGUUUACUGGGACUACGCCAUGACCAUUCGCCUGGAGGAGAUCGUCUAUUUGCACUGUCACCAGCAGGUGGACAGUGGGGGUACUGUGGUUUUGGUGAGCCAGGAUGGGAUCCAGCGGCCCCCGCUUCGCUUCCCCAGGGGGGGCCACCUCCUGCAGUUCCUGUCCUGCCUGGAGAACGGGCUCCUCCCCCACGGCCAGCUGGACCCGCCCCUCUGGUCCCAGAGAGGAAAGGGAAAGGUUUUUCCGAAGUUGCGCAAGCGAUGCCCUCAGGGAUCCUCGGAGUCGGUCUCGGACAAAGAGGAGGACGAGGCCACGGACUACGUCUUCCGCAUCCUUCUCCCCGGCAGCCAGUCGGAGUUCGGUACGCCGGACCUGAUGGACCAGGGGGCGACCCUGUGGCACCCCACCCCCAGGAAGUCCUCCUGCUCCUCCUGCUCGCAAAGCGGGUCCUCUGACGGCGGACCGCCCAACGGGUGCAACCACGAGAGGGCCCCUCUGAAGCUGCUCUGUGAUAACAUGAAGUAUCAGAUCAUUUCCCGGGCUUUCUACGGCUGGCUGGCCUACUGUCGUCAUUUAUCCACGGUGCGCACGCACCUGUCCGCGCUGGUCAACCACGCCAUCGUCGACCCGGACGUCCCGUACAACGCCUACGGGGGCCUGACGGCGGAGGUGUGGCAGAGGUUCAUGGGGGACUGCUCCGCCUACGAGGAACGGGAGCUGCUGCGCCUGGUGUACUUUGGGGGGGUGGACCCCACCCUGCGCAAGGAGGUCUGGCCCUUCCUGCUGGGGCACUACCAGUUCGGCAUGUCCGAGGCGGACAGGAAAGAGGUGGAUGAGCAGGUGCGGGCCUGCUACGAGCAGACCAUGAGCGAGUGGCUGGGCUGCGAGGCCAUCGUGCGGCAGCGGGAGAAGGAGCAGCACGCCGCCGCGCUGGCCAAGUGCUCGUCCGGCGCCAGCAUGGACAGCAGCAUCCAGAAGAUGAUGCACCGCGACUCCACCGUCAGCAACGAGUCCUCCCAGAGCUGCAGCUCAGACAGGCAGAGCCACGCCCGGCUGCAGAGUGACUCCAGCAGCAGCACACAGGUCUUCGAGUCCGUAGAGGAGGUGGAUCAGAUCGAGACGGAGCCCAAGGGCGACGAGACCAAGCAGGUUCCCAAAAUCCCCAACGGGGCCCUGCCCAACGGCACCACCUCGCCCGACUCGGGGCACCCGUCGUCCCGAAACUUCUCCAUUGCCUCCGGCCUGUCCGACCGCUCCCUCAGUACGGAGGACAGCGGCGCGCCCGAGGCCUCUGCCAAAUCCGCUGCCCCCCAGCAGCAGCCGCCCCCCCCCCAGCCCGGGCCGGCGAAGGCGGAGCAGGCCGCGGAGGCCUCCCCCACCUCCAGCCCCCCCCAGAGCACCCGGUCACAGUCCCAGCCCCAGGCCCAGCCCAAUGGGAAAGAACUCCAGGCUAAGGACGCGUCGGAGAAGGUCUCCAAAACUCCCGGAGCCACAGAAACGGAAGUGGCCAAAUCGCCCAAAAAGGAGGAGGUUAGCGUUGCUAAACCAGAGGAGGUACAAUCACCUGAGCAAGAAGUAGCCAAAUCGCCUAAAACAGCGGAGGUCAACGUUGCUAAACCAGAGAAGGUUCAAUCACCUGAAAUAGAAGUAGCCAAAUCGCCUAAAACAGAGGAAGUCAACGUUGCUAAACCAGAGAAGGUUCAAUCACCUGAAAUAGAAGUAGCCAAAUCGCCUAAAACAGAGGAAGUCAACGUUGCUAAACCAGAGAAGGUACAAUCACCUGAAAUAGAGGUAGCCAAAUCGCCUAAAACAGAGGAAGUCAACGUUGCUAAACCAGAGAAGGUUCAAUCACCUGAAAUAGAAGUAGUCAAAUCACCCAAAAAAGAGGAGGUCAGCAUUGCUAAACCAGAGGAGGUACAAUCACCUGAAGCAGAGGUAGCCAAAUCGCCUAAAAAAGAGGAGGUCAGCAUUGCUAAAUCAGAGGAGGUACAAUCACCUGAAGCUGAGGUAGCCAAAUCACCUGAAAUUGAGGUGAUCAAAUCACCUAAAGGAGAGGAGGUCAGUGUUCCUGAAGCAGAAGAGGUCAAGUCAAAAUCACCUGAAGCAGAGGUAACCAAAUCACCAGAAGCAGAAAGGAUCGAAUCGCCUAAAACAGAAGAGAUCAGUGUUCCUAAAUCUGAGGGGGUGAAAUCACCUGGGCCAGAAGCAGCCAAAUUACCUGAAACAGAGGAGGUGAAACCCUCUGAAAACGAGAGGGCUGGUGCUCCAAAAACAGAGCAGGUCAAGACACCUGAAGCAGAAGAGAUUAAGUCACCAAAAACAGAGGAGGUGAAAUCACUUGAAAGCGAGGUGGUCAAAUCACCUACAAUAGAGGAAGUCAGGUCACCUAAAAUGGAGGUUGCCAAAUCUCUGGAAUCAGAGGUCAAAUCACCAGAAACAGAAGAGGUAAAAUCACCUACAAAAGAGGAUGUCAGGUCACCUAAAACAGAAGAUGCCAAAUCUUUGGAAACAGAGGUCAAAUCACCAGAAACAGAAGAGGUGAAAUCACUCAAAACUGAGGAGGUCACUGCUCCUAAAACAGAGGAGCCUACAGAUGUAGACGGGGAGGUGAAAUCUCCUGAGGUGGAAGACGUUAAAACUCAAACAAAAACAGAGUUGGCCCAGGCAACGGAAACAGAAGUUGCCGUGUCUCCCGAAACACAAGCCCUCAGAGCUCCGGAUACGACGGAGGAGACGGAACAGGCGAGACCUUCAGAACAAGAGGUGGUCGAGGGUGCGAGGGAAACGACAGAGGUCAAACCUCCCGAACCGGAGGACGCCAAGGUCAUAGAACCUGAAGUAGCCAAAGCUCCACAAACGAAAGUCGGUGGAACUCCUGAAACCGAAGAGGUGAAAACUCUUGAGUCAAAUGGCGCAGAGGUGGCAGAGGCGAGAUCUCCAGAUCCAGAGAAGGCCAAGGUUCCAGAGGGGCAGGAUGGUACGCCAGACGCGCAAGAGGUUAAAGCUCCAGACGCCGACAUUUUCAAGGCUUUUGAAGCAGAGGAGGCCCUCGUGAUAAGUAUGGCCUCCAGCACCAUAGAUACCAGCGAUGCUCUGCUCACCAUAGAAUCAGACGAGUCUCCGUCCGCCAUAGAAAUGGAGGAGAUUCCCAUGGCCAAGGGGUCCAUUAUCUCGUGGGACAGGAAAGGGACGUCGAUGGCCCUGGGGUCGCCGACGGGGGUGGUGGGCUUGGUCCUGGGAGAGGGGUCGGGAUCGGCGCUGCCCGUCCUGGAGCUCCGGCUCGAUCAGGCGGGGGAGAAGCCCAGCCCGGAGGGGACCGAGUCGGUCCUGUCCGAGGAGCCCGAAAUGGAGAGCCUCUUCCCCCAGUUCGACUCCCUGGUCGUCGCCGCGGAGAUGAAAAACGAGGCGGUCUCCCCCGUCUCGUCCAUCGGGACCACCUAUUCCCAAGAGCUGCUGGACAUGUACACCAUCAACCUGCACCGCAUCGAGAAGGACGUCCAGCGCUGCGACAGGAACUACUGGUACUUCACCCCGGCGAACCUGGAGAAGCUGCGCAACGUUAUGUGCAGUUACGUCUGGCAGCACUUGGAGAUCGGCUAUGUGCAGGGCAUGUGCGACCUGCUGGCGCCGCUCUUAGUCAUUCUGGACGACGAGGCCAUGGCCUUUAGCUGCUUCACAGAGCUCAUGAAGAGGAUGAACCAGAACUUCCCUCACGGAGGAGCCAUGGACACACACUUUGCCAACAUGCGCUCCCUCAUCCAGAUCCUGGACUCUGAGCUGUUCGAGCUCAUGCACCAGAACGGGGACUACACCCACUUCUACUUCUGCUACCGCUGGUUUCUGCUGGACUUCAAGCGAGAGCUGGUGUACGACGACGUGUUCGCCGUGUGGGAGACGAUCUGGGCGGCCAAGUACACCUCGUCCGGCCAUUUUGUGCUCUUCAUCGCCCUGGCCCUGGUGGAGAUCUACCGGGACAUCAUCCUGGAGAACAACAUGGACUUCACCGACAUCAUCAAGUUCUUCAACGAAAUGGCCGAGCACCACAAUAUCAAGCAGAUCCUGACUCUGGCACGAGACCUGGUGUGCAAGGUUCAGACGCUCAUCGAGAACAAGUGAAGAAGAAGAAGAAGAAGCCGCCAUUGGCCGUUCUGCUGAGUCAUUCUGUUACAGGCAUUCCCAGCGUCCUCUCUGUCCCAGCAGUGUCCAAUCAGAGGCCUCACACAGCGGCCCCUGGCAGUAGGAAACCAUAUAUAUCCCAUCCACCCACCACACAUAUACCAUAGACGCCAGUUCAGCAUUCCCACCCAUCAGCCUGAUGCCUCUCUGUGUUACUCCAUGCAAAGCUAAAAGAAACCUGUAUCCGCGAAAGCCAGUGUGUGUUUACUGUGUGCUUACGCUGUUACCGCGGGUGACGGGGGGGGGGGCGGGGCUCGUGGAGGUGGCUCGCAGCCCUGUCACCACGCGGUCGUUAUGUUUGUGCAAGGCUGGUGCUCGCCCUGGGUCUGGCUCCUCUUAGGCGCGAUCGAAAUGUCCUCCACCUGACAGCGGUAGCAGGUGUCCGCUGUUGCCCGCGGUUACGGAGGCCUGGCGCGCGUACGUGUCAUCCGGGGCAGUGCGUUUUGUUUUUUUUCGCAGAGAGCAAGAGGGGUCGGCCAUUUUGGGAAGUGUUUUUUUUUGUUGUUGUGGCGGUGCAGGAGUUUUGAGGGCCAGCGUUGCCAACCCGAAACAGAGAGUCGCAUGCGCCCCCCUGUGCCAACGCACCCUCAGUGUUUCAACUGGACCCGCCGGCCAGAACUGGUGGCGGUCCGGUCGACUUUUCUCGCCCGUUGUAUUUUUCACGCUGUUCCCACGAAGUGAAAAGCCGUUCUGUUUCCACGGCGACCUUCAGAAACCCCCCAGCCAUGUUUCUGUUGGGUUUUUGUCGUUCGUGAACGUCGAGGUGCUUGAAUUUCUUCCCCGGUUCUGUUUGUGUGGCGUGUGUGUGUGUGUGUGUGUGUGUGUGUGUGUGUGAUGUGGAAAGUGAUGAGAAAAUCUACGCCGCCUGCGUUGAAAGUGCGGAGGCCGUUCACUGAACUCUUCACCUCGUCUCUGAUUGGCUGUUCGCCGUGAUGUCCGAGUCCUGCCGCUCGUUUCUGUGUGUUCUGCACUCUAGUCUGAUACCCUCUCCACUCAGCCAAUGUGCCAUAAAACAUGCUUUUACUCUGAAGAGGUGUAAUAGGAAAGAAAGACCUCAAUGUAUUUUCUGCCUUAAUUUCGAUCUGUCCUUGCAUGGGAUGGUCCAAUAUUUCUGUCACUGUAAAGUCCUUGGGUGGUUAUUACACGGGACCACUUAUACUGCUGGAGUCAUUUCAUAACCCUUAUGGCGUAAGCUGCUCCUGUCCGAAGCUCACGGAAUGCUGCCGCUAAUUCUUCCCGUGGGUCAGAAUCCAGUGUGUGUGUGUGUGUGUGUGUGCCGAGCUCUGCGCUGACGUUGUGUGUGUGUGUGUGGGAUGACUAUCGCUCUCUGUCACACCAGGUAGAAUGUUCUAAUGGUCGUCAGGUGUCCUCGUGUUGACUGCCUCCAUAUCAGGAUUUUACUCGCCGAACCCAGGGUUUCCAGGGAAACAUCUCUCUCUCUUCUCUCUCUCUCUCUCUCUCUCUGCGAGAUAAGUUCAGAUGCACCAUUAGCUUUUCACACAAGAAAAUGGCACUCUGACUAAGAGAGAGAGAGAGAGAGAGAGAGAGAGAGAGGCUGCAGCUGUUUUCUCAGUGUUUCAGCAGGCCGCAGAUAGCAGAUGAUUACAGUCUUAAUUCACUAGAGAAAGGAAGGAACACCCCCCACCCCCCCCACCCCCCUCAGCAGAGAUAAUGGUACGACCCGCAUGCUGCUGAGAGCAACUGCGUCCUCUCGGUUUUCAGGACUUGACGUCAUGUGGUGCGUCCUCCAAUCAGAAGGAGGCUGAUUGCCUGGAGCGAGACAGGCUGCUCUUCUAUUCUGUGCGUGUGUGUGUGUGUGUGCGCGUGUGUGUAGGGACAUGCUGGACACAUUGCAUUCUGGGAAGAAAAGUCAAAAUGCAGGAACAUGUUGAAGCCCUGUCAGUAAUUUCGUCUUAAUUGCCAGUGUUUUGAGUGACCUUUUCUCCCACCUCAUCUGGCAUUUGUGUUCAUUCUGCUGUCUCUCUGUAUAUUGCUGUUUGUGACUUGUACUGUAACAAGGGGAAAUAAUCAACUCUUUAUGAGAAAAAAAAACAAAAGAAAAAAUCUUAUAUAUUAUUAUAUAGAGAGAAACGUAUAUGAUGUACAUGUGAAUUAUGGUUUUCUCGGACUGAAAAUGAAUACAAAAAGCAACAAAAGAAAAAUAAAGAAUAUAUAUAUAACAGUGCUCUUAUUUAUUUUCUCAUUAUUAUUCAGUGAAUCACUGUAUAUUAGGUAAAUCAUGUGCUGCUUACUCAAUAUCUUCUGUUGUCCUUCUGCAUUUUACUGUCGUUUAGCACCACUUUGAUGCUUUAUUUGAUUUUUGUUUUUCCAUUUCAAGAGCUGAGGAGUCCGUCCAAAUAAUCGCGAAGGUUGAGGGGAGAGAGCAUUUGGUCGCAAUUCAAUUUACACAUUUAACCCUGCUGGAGCAAUUUUAAGUGAUAGGUGGAUAACAAAAGAAAUGGUUAGUAGUUAACUGGGAAAAGUUAUGUUUUUGAUGAUUGUACAUAGUUGCUAAUUCCAGGCAUUUAGCUAAACGCAGUGAAGGCUCAUGGGUAAACGGAAAGUCUGUGUGAUAACAGAGACUGCUCUUCGGAUUUGUCUGUCCAUGAGAUCGUUCGCAGGGUAUUUGUGAGUGUAACACAAAAAAUCCGAGAAUAGACGAUACUAUUUAUGUUUGCGAAAGUCACACGUUUCGCAAGUUUCCGAGAAGCAUGGCAGCUUGGGAACUGUGUCCCCCGGUGACCUAAUGAUGUAAAUACCAUUUUAGCCUGCGAGAAACCAGCUCCCUGAAAUUCACCUGAAAAAAAGUAUAUUUAUCUGACAAAAUGGAGUCAAUCUGCAUUGCUGCCUUUAGUAAUGGAUUAUUCAUAUUAUGUGAUCAAAAAAAAGUUUUUUCCCUCUCUGCAAAAUCCAUGCUGCAGACCAAAAAGUCAAUUCAAUGCUCCUUCAACCUACUGAGUGGUCAUGUAUGGCUUAUAUAGGACUUUUAAUGGUUUCACUGUCUUGUGAAAUAACAGUCACUGGACUCACCGUUCAUGUUAUUUUCCUUGAAUUACAUCAGUUCAGAUGUUGUUUUCUAAGUGUGUGAAAUAUCUUGUAUUGAGUAUUAUGGUAGCUCUUUGUGAAUGCAAACUACUGUAUGUUACAGCAAAAUAACAAGAAAACCAACUAUUUGUAUAUUUUAUUUAUUCAUUAUUCGUUUUGCUUUUCUAUACUAAGCUAAGAUGUUUGUUAUUUUGUGACUGGUCAUAAACAAUAUAUUACAAAUAAAACAAAAUCUAAAUAUAUAUUAAAUGGUCUAUGUAUUCAUAAAAAAAUCAAUAAAAUGGAAUUGUCCUUAUUUUUCCAA